Molecule: messenger RNA, 2317 nt
Organism: Sesamum indicum (sesame)
Lineage: Eukaryota; Viridiplantae; Streptophyta; Magnoliopsida; Lamiales; Pedaliaceae
Source: RefSeq, a predicted model, not a curated record
CCCGUAUAUCUCAAGAGAGGACUGCUACUACACGGACACAGACUCAGUUGUGCUUGGUCAGCCACUACCUGAGGAUGUGAUUUCUUCUUCUGUCUUAGGCAAGUUUAAGCUAGAGGACAGAAUCAUGAAAGGAUACUUUUUCGCUCAAAAAUCCUAUUUUUACAGCACAAUAGAUGGCAAAGAAGUUAGAAAGUUCAAGGGACCAGCAAAAAACCUGAUCUUUCCUGAAUGGUUUGUGUCACAGUACGCAGACCCAUCUCGUACAGAACAGGUACUGGUAUCCUCCAACUUCCGGGUUGAUUGGCACACUCUUAACAUCAUAAAGAAAGACACAUUAGUAAGGAUAGGUCUUAAGCUGGUGAGCAAAAGGAUGCCAGUAUAUCACUGUGAUCUCUGGGUAGAUACAGAACCAAUCGAGGUCACUGACUUAUCAUGCCUAAAUAACGUAGGAAAAAGAAGAAUUUAAUCACUAUGGAAUGAAGUAAAACAACUACAGAUUGAAAAUAACGUUCUAAAAGAGAAAUUAUUGAGCCCGGGAGAAAAAUGACUUAACGCAUCAUGUUCCCCUUCAACGAGGGUUCUGGGGGCCGGUAUUGUAUAAGAACUUUCCUCUCUCCAAAAAGUCUUGUAUCCGUCCUUUAGACGAGCCUCCUACUAACAGAACAGGCUACGGAACAAGCAAGGGCUGACUAGAAACCCCGGUAUAGAGAUGAAAGUAUAUACUACCGCUACAGACAACAAGCAAGAGCUUUCAAUUCGACCAGAGAGUUCUAUCUGAGAGCUCAAUUACAUCGACCCUUAUUCUUAUUCAAUACCCAACCCAAGGUAUAUUAUGUUUAUCAUUGUGAAAUGCACCCUUACUACUGACAACACUAAAAAAAUCUUCAAUUGAAAUCAAGCUCCUCAAGGCCUCGCGGCGCUACGACCCCGAAAGGCACUACUGUAGCACUGCACUCAUUGGCCCUAUCUUUCUGUCUAAACUAUCAGAGCUUUCAUUCCAUAUCAGAUUCAGAUUACGUCUUUGUGUUAUAUACGCAAUUUUCUGUUGCUGGUUCGGUAAGGCGAACAUUAGUCUUCCCUCUCUCCUCUUAUGGGAAACCUCUUUCACUAUCCCACCUCUACAUUCAAGGCUUUCCCCCUCGGGGAACGUAGAAGAAGGAAGUAGUGUUUUCUAGAGUCAAGUAAGCACAGAUGGAACUAGAACAAUUCUCAUAGUAUGCUUUCGACUGGUCUUGCCCUCUACCAAUUAGGGGAAUGAUAUUACAUUCAAUCCAAUGAGUCAAGCAAAGAAAAAGAAAGGGUACGAGCAGAAUUGAACCGAUGAUUGACGGUCUGACCUUACAGGGCGUGACUCGUCGUCCUUAAAGCACUAAGUUAUUUACAGAUCUAAUGACGCGCCCUAUCUAUCUUUAUCUUUCUCCUCUCGAGAACGGUAACAGGGUUUGAUCGAUAGCAACAAAAACAUCGGAAUAAGGAAGAUCAGCCUACCACACCCGCACAGUUUAGGAUAGUGCUGAACUUGUUAAUAACUACUUUGUCGGAGAUGCAUUCUUUUCUAUUGGCAGAGAUAGAGUGGGCACCAGGUUUUUCCUCAUCGACAAUGAGUUACACUGCAACAAAUAAGAGCCCAAUGAGUUGGAGUGGAGAGUAACCAGCUCUUUUUUCUAUUCAAAGAUCAGUCUUCUCGUUUGGGGACAUCAUUGGCUUCAUCCAUCCUAUCCCAGUGGAUUCCGUGCAUUCAUGUGCAGCCUUUCUCUUAUUAGACGAUGCAUACCCCUUCCUCAUUAACUAUGUCAUGUCACCUCCUUCCUCAAGGAGCUGCUCGAGGAUGCCCUCUUUGCAGGUGCAGAUGAAGAAGACUUGGAUAAAGGCACGAGUAGCAGAAUGGAAGAUUGGCUUUCGCUUUCAAAGUAGCAGUAGCAGUAUGGAUGGAUGGCAUCUAUCAUUAGCUGGCACUGGCUUUCGGCAGACUAGCUCGCUGCUCCAGAUAACUAAUACAAAGAAAUAAAGAAAGUCACAUUUGCCCUUCAACCGAGCUAACAGUCCUUGUUCUGCUUGUCCAGCAGCUUCUUUAUAUGAGUCUUUUACCUGAAUAAAUUCACUCAAGUCAAGUAAGCUCGUAAACAAGCAAGCUUGCCUUCCUUUCCGGGCUUACUGUAGGUCUUGUUGUUCCAGAAUAAUUGACUUUCAACUCAAAGCAUUCAUGCAAGAAAUGGUGCAAAAAGGAUGGAGGAAUUCGCGGAAUUUCUUGUCAACAGGAACACGGAACGGAGAGCAGCCCCUCUUUCGGUAAGGUGAAAAAAGGCCUCCACGGCGU